AAGAAGUAGUCGGAGACCACAGUGAAGCUUAGAUCCAAGCAGUAAACAGUGAGCCAGUAAACGAGCUUUCUUCAGAUCCCCUCAGAUUCCCAAAAUUGGAGCCCUAAUGCAUCAAUUAGGUUAUACUUAAUCAGUCCGAUUGUACAUAUUCAAUACAAUGGCCAAGCAUUCGGCGGUGGCGUCGUUCGUCCCACUCCAAAAGCGGUGGUCGUUGAUGAUAUUAUUAUGCAUCGCUCUCUCCACCGCCGUCGCGUUCUUUAUCGGAGCCUCAUUCAAUUCCUGCAACUCCGCAGAGUACCCUGACCGCCACAAUUUCAAUGCUCCGGUUCAGUCAUUCAACUCCGGCGGCACCACUGCCGCGAAAGAAGAAAACCCACUCGAUUUUAUGAAAUCGAAGUUUGUGCUCAUGGUCUCGCAUGAGCUCUCGCUCUCAGGUGGACCUUUACUAUUAAUGGAGCUUGCCUUUCUGUUAAGAGCUGUUGGUACACGAGUUGUCUGGAUCACGAAUCAGAAACCUGCUGAAUCAGAUGAUGUGGUAUUCAGUUUGGAGCAAAGAAUGACUGACAGAGGAGUGGAGAUCAUGUCUGCAAAAGGGCAGGAAACUGUCGAUGCAGCUCUUAAAGCUGAUCUAGUUAUUUUAAAUACUGCUGUGGCUGGCAAGUGGCUGGAUGCUGUGCUCCAAAAAAAUGUUGCUCGUGUACUCCCCAAGGUUUUGUGGUGGAUUCAUGAGAUGCGAGGGCAUUACUUCAAACUGGAGUAUGUUAAGCACCUCCCUUUUGUUGCAGGUGCCAUGAUUGAUUCACAAACUACUGCUGACUACUGGAAGAACCGAACUCAUGAACGAUUAGGGAUUAAGAUGCCUGAGACCUAUGUUGUGCACCUGGGGAAUAGCAAAGAGUUGAUGGAAGUAGCCGAAGACAGUAUUGCUAGAAGGGUCCUUCGGGAGCAUAUUAGGGAAUCUCUUGGCAUACGAAAAGAUGAUCUUCUGUUUGCCAUUAUCAACAGUGUUUCCCGGGGGAAAGGUCAGGAUCUAUUUCUUAAAGGUUUCUAUGAAGCUCUGCAACUCAGCAAAGAGAGGAAGCUUAAACUGCCACCUAUGCAUGCAGUUGUAGUGGGUAGUGACUUGGGUGCCCAGACUAAAUUUGAAACAGAACUUCGCAAUUUUGUUGCUGAGAAGAAAAUUCAGGAGAAUGUUCACUUUGUGAACAAAACAUUAAACGUUGCACCUUAUUUGGCUUCAAUUGACAUUCUUGUUCAAAACUCGCAGGCCCGUGGUGAGUGUUUUGGGAGGAUUACCAUUGAAGCCAUGGCCUUUGAGCUGCCUGUACUGGGUACUGCAGCUGGAGGUACAAUGGAGAUUGUAGUGAACGGCACGACAGGUUGGCUUCAUCCAGCUGGCAAAGAGGGUGUAACACCCCUUGCAGAAAACAUCAUUCAGCUGGCCACAAAUGUAGAUAUGAGAAGAACAAUGGGGAUGAAGGGUUACGCUCGGGUCAAAGAAAUGUUUCUGGAACACCAUAUGUCACAUAGAAUAUCCUUGGUCUUGAAGGAUGUUUUGCAGAAAGCAAAGAGAUCAAUUAAUUAACCAAGAAACCACCUUUCCGGUUAUGCCUGCAAAAGAGCAUGAAACUUUCGAUGCAGCUCUUAAAACGUUUUGGUCAUGUGGCUCCAAGACAAUUUUUCCUUGUGGUGGAUCCAAGCAAUGUGAGGCCAUUACUUUAAACUGGUUUUGCUGCACUAGCCAUGAUCGAUUCGAUGGAUGCACCGGGCUGAUUGGGGUAUGCCACUUUAAGAGUCCUAUCCUUGUGUUUGCUUUAUGGCCAUUUCACAUCAAUCAGCUGCAGCAAAUGCCCAAAUAACUGUGUAUUCAUAUUUGUGACUUAAAUAGCUCUAGCCAUUUCAUGUAUAAAGUUCUUUGACAUAUUAUUUCAUUCUCGCAGCUUCUGCUUUCUGAUAAAUUUAAUUUAAUUUAAUUUCCUCGUUUAUUUGUA
Salvia splendens (bonfire salvia) is the source of this 1991-nucleotide messenger RNA. RefSeq lists its product as uncharacterized. Gene Ontology annotation, molecular function: glycosyltransferase activity. Lineage: Eukaryota; Viridiplantae; Streptophyta; Magnoliopsida; Lamiales; Lamiaceae. The record is from RefSeq and is a predicted model, not a curated record. The coding region runs from base 158 to 1585 and encodes 475 amino acids. The transcript has 8 exons.